This is a messenger RNA of Fusarium poae, 1128 nucleotides long. RefSeq lists its product as uncharacterized. Lineage: Eukaryota; Fungi; Ascomycota; Sordariomycetes; Hypocreales; Nectriaceae. The transcript is spliced from 8 exons. The record is from RefSeq and is a predicted model, not a curated record. Bases 1 to 1128 code for a protein of 375 amino acids.
AUGCCUGUUUCCGAAGACAGGCCGUCAUUCCUUAUCGAGGCUUGGACCCUCUAUGGUAUUGGCACUUCUAUCAUCUUUGCCCGGUUUGCAGUACGCUUCAAGACUGUCGGGAUUCGUGGACUGCAGGGCGAUGACCUGUUUUCCAUCCUAGUCCUACUGUUCUAUACAGUGGAUGCAUUUACAGUGCAUUUAAUUUAUUACCUAGGCACGAACAUCGAAGGCGGAGUCGCAGCACAGUCACACACAUUGACCGACGAUGAACUCGACCAGUACAUCAGAGGAUCCAAACUACAACUCGCAGCCUGGUAUGCUUACACGGCACUCAUUUGGUCUCUCAAGGGCACUAUGCUGUGCUUCUUUUCUCGUAUGACGAUUGGUACAUGGCACAAUGUGUUCGUCAAGACAGUCUCUAUCAUUUCCGUUAUUUCAUAUACCGCUGUCUUUCUUACAAUUACCUUUGGAUGCUUUCCUUAUCAACAUAACUGGCAGGUUCUGCCAGCUCCUGGGUCGCAAUGUACCUUGAAGAUGCAGAACUUCUUGGUAACAACUGUAUUGAACGUCUUGACUGACGGUCUCAUUCUCUGCAUUCCCUUGCCUCUUCUCUGGAAGCUUCAGGUCCCCUUCCGCAAGAAAAUCGUUGUUGGACUUCUCCUCUCUUCGGGCGCUUUCGUCAUCGCAGCAGCCAUUACUCGUGUCGUCCUCACCCUUUCCGCCAAUCCUUCUGCACUCACGAUCAACUCAUGGGGUGUACGAGAGACCAUCGUCGGAAUUCUCACAGUCAACAUUCCCAUCCUACGACCCUUGUUCUCGAAAGCGUUUUGGACGGGACAGUCCAUCACCAACGUCAAUUCUUCAUACCAAACAACAAGCCGAACAAGGGGCACGCGUGGCGGCCACGGAACGACGGACUUGGGCCCUUACGAACUUACUCCGAGCAUUAAUGAGGGGGCCAAGCCAAGCGACAGAGGAAGCCAGGAUUCCAUUAUACCGAAGACUAUCAAGCUGGCUGAUAUCGUUGUUUCCAAGUCGUAUAAUGUGUCACACGACAACGGUGUUGAUAAUGGAUCGUGGUAUGGUGAUCAGAACGGGGCAUCCAAGGCCUCUGUACACGCCGAAUCACAUGUUUAA